AUGGCCGCCGUUACGUCCACCGCCGAAAGCGGCGCCAUCCAUGUCGGCACGCGCAAGUCGGCGCUGGCGAUGAAGCAGACCGAGAUCGUCGUCGAGGGCCUCUCCAAGGCGCGACCGGACGUUUCGUUCGAGGUCCACAGCAUGCAAACCCUGGGCGACAAGGACCAGAUCACGGCGCUAUACAACUUUGGCGGCAAGGGCCUGUGGACGUCGGAGCUCGAGGCCAAGCUCGUGGCCAAGGAGCUCGACAUCAUCGUCCACUCGCUCAAGGACAUGCCGACGACGCUCCCGGACGGCUGCACCCUCGGCUGCGUCACCAAACGCGAGGACCCGCGCGACGUUGUCGUCUUCAAGGCCGGCCUCGCCGAGGAGCACGGCUGGAAGGGCCUCGCCGACCUGCCCGACGGCAGCGUCAUCGGCACCAGCAGCGUGCGCCGUAUCGCCCAGCUGAAGCGCCGCUACCCGGGGCUGAAGUUCGCCGAUGUGCGCGGCAACAUCGAGACGCGGCUCCGCAAGUGCGACGACCCGGAGGGCCCCUUCUCCGCCAUCAUCCUCGCCGCCGCCGGCCUGUUGCGCAUGAACUACGGCGCCCGCAUCUCGCAAUUCCUCGACUCGGAGAACGGCGGUACCCUGCACGCCGUCGGGCAGGGCGCCCUGGGCAUCGAGGCGCGGUCGGGCGAUGAGCGUGUGCUGAGUGUGCUCAAGGAGCUCGAGGACAAGCCGACGAUGCUGGCCUGUGUCGCGGAGCGGAGCGUUAUGCGAACGCUCGAGGGAGGAUGCAGCGUGCCGAUCGGCGUCGAGACGACCUGGGUCGAGGACGGCAAGAAGCUGCGGUUCAAGGCGACGGUGGUGCACGUCGACGGCACGCACGGAGUGGACGCGGAGAGGACCGAGGUGGUCAAGACCGCAGAGGAGGCAGACGUUUUUGGUAAACUGGUGGCACAGGACCUAGUGGAUGGAGGAGCACAACGGAUCCUCGACGACGUCAACCAAGUGCGGCCGGGCAACCAAACGGCGACAGAAGCGACCAUCCCGUCUUCAUCCUAA
This is a messenger RNA of Colletotrichum higginsianum IMI 349063, 1047 nucleotides long. RefSeq names its product Porphobilinogen deaminase. The record is from RefSeq and is a predicted model, not a curated record. The transcript has a single exon. The coding region runs from base 1 to 1047 and encodes 348 amino acids. Gene Ontology annotation, biological process: heme biosynthetic process. Gene Ontology annotation, cellular component: cytoplasm. NCBI's taxonomy places the organism in Eukaryota, Fungi, Ascomycota, Sordariomycetes, Glomerellales, Glomerellaceae. Gene Ontology annotation, molecular function: hydroxymethylbilane synthase activity.